This is a messenger RNA of Dufourea novaeangliae, 6224 nucleotides long. Its product is annotated as HEAT repeat-containing protein 1. The transcript is spliced from 7 exons. Gene Ontology annotation, cellular component: t-UTP complex; small-subunit processome; 90S preribosome. Gene Ontology annotation, biological process: positive regulation of transcription by RNA polymerase I; maturation of SSU-rRNA from tricistronic rRNA transcript (SSU-rRNA, 5.8S rRNA, LSU-rRNA). The coding region runs from base 174 to 6218 and encodes 2014 amino acids. Lineage: Eukaryota; Metazoa; Arthropoda; Insecta; Hymenoptera; Halictidae. Gene Ontology annotation, molecular function: snoRNA binding. The record is from RefSeq and is a predicted model, not a curated record.
GGCGGCUUACAGUGUUAGCACAUGGUUGAUUUUGGAAUAAUGAAUAGUUUAAUAUAUGACAGAUAGUCGAUACAUUUUUUAAUAUUUUACAUAUAGUUUUUGGUAUCUAUUAACAGAAUUUUUAAAUAUACAAGUUUCUACGUGUUGGAUUUUCUGUAAGAAUAAGAUUAAAAAUGGCUACGUCUCUCGCGGCACAAUUAAAGAAACUUAGAGCACCACAGACUAAUGUACUGCUGCAAGAAAAGAAACAUCCUAGCCUGCUAUUUGAUCCGAGAGAAGCUGCUAAUGUAGAUAGAGAAACAGUUUUAAGCAUUGGUCAAAAUGGGUUGUUGGAACUGGCUAAGCUAUCUGAUGUAUUUUUAGAAUUUGAAAGGACACUCUUUGCACAAAGCUCACUGAGUCUUGAACGGUCUGUUCAAGAUGUUAAAGUUAAUAAGAAGCUGGAUGGAGAGAUAGAAAGGUUUCUUAUUCUCCUAUCCCCUUAUUUUCUACUCAAUAAUGCUCACAAAGCACUUGAAUGGUUGAUACAUAGAUUUCGUAUACACGAAUACAAUAGAGAUCAGUUUUUAUUACUAAUAUUACCCUAUCACGAAACUCGAAUGUUUGUAAGAGCAUUACAGUUAUUAAACCUAUCAGAUGAAGCCGAUAAAUGGCAUUGGUUGGCACCUCUUCAAAAGCCUGGUGUUCCUCUAGCAACCAUAACACUCAUCAAUCGCCUGAGCUCUGAUAAUGGUCUAUUAAAGCUUAUUUGCAGUCAUGUUGUCACUGCUACAAGAGUAUAUUCAUACAGAGCAACAUGUCUGAGCACUUUAUACGCAUUUUAUACUACUUCUAUUUUAGGAACUAUUAAUCAGUCACCUACAAUGUCCGAAGUUCAGGUAAAUCAUAUAUUACCAACCAUUUUGAAAGGCUUAGAAAGUUCUAUAGCUGAUUUUGUAGCUAGUACUUAUAUGAUCUUAGCGAUUUUGAUGAACAAAGUGAUGAUGAACAAUGAGACUACAGAGAAAUUGCUCCUGAAAAUGUUUAAGAAAACCUACUUGAAAGAAGAAGCAUUGAUUUUACUAUUUUUCCUGUACAAUGUGCCAGUUUAUCGACUCGCCACAGUUUCAAAGAGCCUCGCGAUUCGAUUGUCAGAACUUCCUUGGUUUAUUCAGGUAACGACGAAGCUUCAGUCGUCUAGUACAAAUAUAUUAAAGUUUAUUGUACCUCUGCUGCAAACUAGUUGCCGCGUGAUCUUGGAAAACCCGUCAAAAACAUCGAAAGUUCAAAAUAUGGUAAGUGAGAUCCUGACAAAAAUAAAAUUGGAUAAUAACGGGGUGGAUAGUAUUUUAUGGAAUGUAUUGGAGAAAGAAUUUCUGAUGGACAACAUGUCGAGCAUAGCCAAGGAUUUUUUAAUGCGUUUAUAUCAGUGUUUUGAAAAAGUGUAUCCCGAAAGAUUCGAUGAUUAUUUGAAGCAGCUUAUGAAACGUAGUGACGGGGAUAAAAAUUCGAAGCUGGCAUUGCAAUUCUUUACGUCGUGGCAUUUCGGAGCCGGUGAUAUUCAAGACUCUGUGGGCAUUCUGGACAGAUUAAUUCACAUCAGUUCGGAACGGAGGAUUAUGGCAUUGGAAACCCUAGCAAAAAACAACGUAAAUAUUCCGGAAAGUUUCCAAGAAAUGAUGACGAACGCAUUACAAGCUAGGUUUAGCGACAGUGAUGUAAAUGUGAUCAAAGCUUUACUGUCUAUGCCUACAGAACGGUUAACGAGUCUACUUCCUAUAGACAUUUUGAUCGAAGAGCUGAAAGUGUUGCUUUCAACUUGUCAUACUAACAGCAGGAAAGUAUUGGCAAAGCCUGCCCUUAAGAUCCUUUUGGAUCUCUGUGACGUCGGAGACGACACCAGCGUGUUUAUCACAGCUCUACCAUAUUUAUUCCCGAGCGAUGACGCGGCCGUAUCUAUUGCUAUGGAGGUAUUAAAGUCAAAUUUUGCCAAGAAAAACGCGUACAUGAAGUACGUAGAAAAGGACUUGGGCAGAUCACCUAAUGCGGAGGCAGUAACAUCUGCAGCUUUCCACAACAUACUAAUUUCGAGAGUAUUGCCACCGACUGAUAGUAUACUGAGUGCCAUGAAGCAACAAAUUGCUCAUGGGGAUGCAGGAUCGAUGUUCUUUAGAUUGAUUCUUUUGGGAUCUGUGUGUAGGGUACCUGUCGGGUCAUUGCAACCUGAAAUAGCAAGGGAAGUCAUUGAAAUGGCUACAGCGAUGAUAAAGAAGUUCCCGAAAGUGAAACUGUUACAGAAUUGUAAUAACAUAACAGGACACAAUAUACUGUUGGCUAUUGAGCUGACAUCACAAGGAGUGUUACCGCUCCAAGUGGCCACUUACGUUCUGGAAAUGGUUCACAGACGUUUAGACCUGAAAUUGAAUAAUAUAUUUGAUUUUGAAAACAAACCACAUCGAAGUAAUUUGAUUCUAAGACUCCUUGAAAUGUUCUUCGAGGGAAUAGACAAUAAACACUGGUCCAAGCAUUACUCGCGAUGCUUGCAAAUAUUCUUUCAAAGACACUUCGCAACGGUGAAAGAUCUUAUUCGAUUUUUGUCUCAGUUGUAUAUAAAGCCAGUCAAAGUUCAAACAUCGUAUCACUGCCUGAAAAUAACUCUGGUGCUUCUGGAUCAGUGUAAAUCCAUGCGGUGGGCGUUCCAAGAUGAAAUUUUUAUAACGCACUUGUUGCUCGCACUUUCUCGAGAGAACAAUGUGUGCCGAAUAGCUGCGAUAGACGUUCUCAAGAAGCUUAUGCAAACCUUCAACUUGAUAACGGAACCAUUCUCGGCGUUGCUGCAAGAAUUAGUGAAGCGGAGUCCCGAGAUAUCCUUAGAUCCCGAUCAGUUGUCCUUGUCUUUGUAUGUUUUACUUUCACCAGAUCCAGAUGUGAGCACACAAUUGAAGUCUGAUUUGCGAAAGAAGCUCCAAGAGGCGCAACAGUUACUAUUCCAGCAGAUCAUGUAUCCUGCUGCGCCUAUUCACAUGAAAUCGCAAUUGUUGGACAUUCUGGUCCACGUGAAUGGGCCAAAAAUACUUCAACAACUGUCUAUCUUUGGAUAUCACCUUCUACGCACCCAACUCAUCAAAUCGAACAACAAAUCAACUGGAAACGCUCUGAAGAAUAUUCUUCAGAGAUUCAACAGUGCAACAGUACCGGCUCUCACUAUACAACAAGUCUGGCAACUGUUCGAGGCCAGCAUAGUCGAGCACAAGGCUGAAAUAAUCACGGAAACAGGGGUGCAACAUCCACCAAGCAUCAUUGUCUUGAAACAGAUAGAACAGACAUUCUUCGAGAGUGCUGGCAAACUGUCCCCUGAACUUCAGACGAAAAUUCUGGCUAAACUAGUGGAUGUGGUCACUGACUGUGAUAUGAGUAAUAUAAUUUCGACCGCCAACAGAGCUAUCAGGAGGAUCAGAGUGAACGCACAGCUAAUAGCCAACGAACUACAGAAGAUGAGAAAUCUGAAAGACGAGCAGCCAAAUGAUGCCAAAGUAAAGAUCAAGAAACGAUUGAGCCAUGUACGAUCCACGCCCGAUCCAACCAUAAUUAAUAGACGUGAAUGGAAGCGUGGAGUUACACUCUUGGAAUUCGUGCAAAGAGCCGAUAACAUCGAACAAGAAGAACUGCUUUAUCCGAUCUUGUUUGAUUUACUGAAAACGUGUCUCAGCUUCGAGGAACAGAGUCCGAUAGAGUACACUAACCAACUGUUGUUGUCUACGAUUCAUAGGCUAACCGUGAAGAAGUUGCCAAUUCGGGACGCUCAUCUUCAGGUCGACUUGAUCACCCAAUGUAUCAGGACAUCGCGUAAUCCUCAGACGCACCAUCAUGCUUUGCUGGUCUUAGUGGAGUUGCUGAAGGUUGUCGACGUUCGCUGCGCCCUCUACACCAUCAUGCCCAUAUUUACAUUCAUGGGCAGUUCUGUGGUGCGCCAGGAUGAUGCUUAUUCGAUACAGAUCAUCUCCAAGACCAUCGAGACAGUGGUCCCCAUCAUAAACGCAGCCGAGAACGAGACUCAUGCUUGUGAGGUCUUGAGGACAUUCAUCGUUUCCCUGCCCGACAUUCCUGAGCACAGACGAACACCUCUGUUCGUGAAGCUGUUGCAGCUACUGGACAAUCAUUUGCAUUUGUACUAUCUGUUGACGUUCGAAAGUCACGUUGUGUCUAGAACAAUGCGUAUCACCAACCAAAAGACACCCAGUCAGAGACUUGAGUUCGCUCUACAGGUGUCCCAAGAGUUCCCGCCAGCUAGGUGCGUCCAGGUCUGCGUGAAAUUGGCACAGUUCAUGAAGGAACUACCAAUUGACAUCGAAGGAGAGGAAGAUCGAAAAGCUGCCUUAUCGUUCAAGUAUAAACAUAUCUUCGACGUAGCUAACAGCAAUCCCAAACACUUGAGGCACUAUAAGUAUACUCUUGUCCAGUUUCUAAGCAAGCUGUUGUCUUCCCCAGACUUCAUCAAUCGUGUAGCAGAAUUAGAUUCCACCGAAGCGUCCCAUUGGAAAUUGGUGAACAAUCUUCUGCCGAAUGGAAUCUUCUUGAUCAGUGUGACACUUCUGAUGGAACAUGAAUUGGUAACAGUAAAGAGAAAGGCUCUGGAACUUCUGAACACACGGCUUCAACAACGCAAGUUUGGGGAGGAGGAUCAUCCUGACCUGCUGAGUUUGAUCGAGGCUCUUCUGAAUAGUGUUCAGAUUCGGGCGAGGUCCGAGACACAAGAACAGGAUAUCGUUCAACAGACUGUUCUGAUUACUCUGAAGCUACUGGCCAAGCUAUUGGCUACUGAGCAUCCUACAGUGUUCAAACCGAUCCUUGAGAUGACCACCGAACUUCUGACAGCAAGAGAAGGCCCAGUACUGGGCAGCGCAGUGCUCUGUGUUGCAGAACUUUGCAGCUCUAUGCGCAUUCACGCCAUACAAAGCUUGAACAAAUUCGUACCAGCAAUAUUGCAAUUACUGGAACAUCAUUGCCACCAAGAUGUGCCCGAUGUGAUAGUGGUUAGCAUAGUCAGCGCGUUGCAGAAGAUAGUCGAGUCCGUGGGCAACUUUUUGUCCCUGUACCUGGACCAAUUGCUGUUCGAACUUGCCAGAUUGAAUUCCUUGUACACCGACACUGAACACCCAAAGAUUGGCAUAGUGGUGUCAAGAUUAAGGGCUACAACACAAAGACUGUCUGGUUGCAUACCAUUGCGAGUAUUGUUACCAGCAGUGAACAGGACAUACGUCACGUUGCUUUCCAAAAAGUCGUAUCGGUGUAUACCAGCGCUCAUGACCGUGUUGGCGGAAUCCUUUAACAGUGUUCCGCCGGCUGACUUGAGCGCAGCCAUUCCAGAUUUAGGCACCUUCUUCCUGAAAGUCUUGCAGUUCCGUGAAGAUAUCACCAACACCGCGAACGAUAUGGAAUUAGACGAUGCAGAGUUGACCCUGAAGGAUGUGGUAGUCGUAGAGGAGAGUGCCAGUAAAGCGUUGGUUGCAUUAGUUUUGAAGCUGAGCGAGGCCACCUUCAGGCCUCUCUACUACAAACUGUACGACUGGGCUGCCAGGAAUCCACAGCAUAAGCAACGAAGCAUUAGUUUCUACAGACUCUCGGCCAACAUAGCGGAAUAUUUGAAAUCGCUCUUCGUACUAUUCGCUGGCCACUUCCUCAAACAUGCGGCAGUAUUAUUGAACAGUAACAAUCCAGCGAUCAUGGACGAGCCUCAGGAAAUGACGUUACCGGAAGAAUCUAACCAAAUCGAGUUGGUCGAGGCCAUUUUACUGACACUAUAUCGGGUCUUCAGUUACGAUGCUCAUAAUUUUGUAAAUCAAGAGAGAUUCGAGACACUGGCGCAGCCUAUUGUGGAACAGUUGGAGAACACAGUGGGUGGCAGAGAGGAGUAUGAGAAAAGGGCAAACGAAUUUGUCGUUCCUUGCAUUGCAGCCUUUGCCACCGCUAUUCCUGAUGAUUCCUUGCAUAAACAACUAGUCUACCAGACGCUGCUAAGGACUAGACAUGCUAAACCUUACGUUAGAAGUGCUGCAUUGAAUGCAUUGGUUGAGAUUGUAAGGAAGCUAGGAGAAGACUUCAUGCCAUUAUUACCAGAAACUAUACCUUUCUUAGCAGAGUUAUUGGAGGAUGAAGAUGAAGCUACAGAGAAGGGCGCGCAAAACGCAGUGCGCACGCUCGAAGAGAUCUUAGGGGAACCGUUGCAGAAGUAUUUCUAAACUGGC